AAAUUGGCUUCGUAUCCCUCGUUUCUUCCUGAAUUAGAUAUACCAAACUUUCGCAUCUCGCAUACAUACAAUCCCCAACACAAAAUUGAUCUAAAGUAUAUGUUUUCUAGGUUAUUUUGGCCAAGAGCUUCCAAUUACUUCCGGAAUUCUUCAAGAAAGGGAAUACCUAAACUUUUUAGCGUGCCUCGCGCCAAAACAAAUGGAAAAUUCAGAAAGCCAGUCUUUGUUGGUGCAGGGAUCACAUUGAUGGCCUCUGUGGCCUUGGUAGAUUUUGAUCCUCUAAAAAAUGCUAGUGUCUCUUCAAAAAGAGCUUAUAGAGUAGUAUUAGCUGGUUUCCUUUGCUUUUCAGAUUACAAAAAGGUUCUGUCCAGUUCAUACGCUACGGAAGAAAAACGACAAAUAGCGCUCAGUCAAUGUCAUCAGCGGUGUGCAGAACGAUCUUUAAAGGUAUUUGAAGAAAAUGGAGGGAUUUUUAUCAAGGUCGGACAACACUUGUCUGCUAUGAACUACAUUAUUCCGAAGGAAUGGACUAGUACUAUGGUCAAGCUUCAGGAUCGAUGUCCUUCCACAUCCAUUGAAGAUGUUGAUCGUCUGUUUAAAAAAGAUACAGGAAGUAGCCUAAAUGAACUCUUUGAUGAGUUUAUUCCUGAGCCUCUGGGCGUGGCAAGCUUGGCACAGGUUCACAAGGGAAAACUCCGUAAUUCAGAAACAUGGGUUGCGGUCAAAAUUCAACAUCCCUCAGUAACCCAAAACUCACCACUUGAUUUAGUAAUGACUCGGUGGGUGUUUCGAGCAAUCAAAACUUUCUUUCCCGACUUUAAACUGACGUGGCUUGCCGAUGAAAUGGAGGUUUCGCUUCCUCAAGAGCUGGACUUUACCAGAGAAGCUAUAAACGCAAUCGAGACAGCAGAGCAUUUCGAUCAAAUUUCUACUUCUCUUUACGUUCCCAAAAUUAUCUGGUCAAAGCCUAGAAUUUUGGUGAUGGAAUAUGUUACUGGAGCCCGUAUAGACAAUACCGAAUUUUUUGACCGAAAUCACAUCUCAAAAGACCUUGUUUCUACCGAUUUAUGUCAUAUUUUUAAUGAAAUGAUUUUUGGAAAAGGUGGUCAUUUACAUUGUGACCCUCACGGUGGGAACGUGUUUAUUCGGAAUAAGCCUAAGGAGUCAAAGUCGCCGAGGAAUUUCGAAAUUGUAUUGCUUGAUCAUGGGUUAUAUCGAGAUAUUCCAAACAAAGUUCAAGUUGAUUACGCCAAUCUUUGGCUAAACAUUAUUGAUUUCAAUGAAGAAAAACUUAAGAUUUAUGCGCAAAAAGUAGCAAACGUAUCUGAAAAAAACUUUCCCUUGUUUGCAGCCGCCAUUACAGGACGACCUUACAAAAGCUUGAAGGAUUUACCCAUGAGCGGGAGAGAAAGAGAAGAAGAGCAAAAAAAAUUUAUGAAAGUUAUCCAAAGAGGCGGUAUGCUUCAAAGUAUUAUUAAUUUAUUAAGCAAUAUGCCUCGAUUAACCCUUCUCUUAAUGAAAACCAAUGACUUAGUCCGCUCAUUAGAUGAAAGUUUACAUACUCAAACUGGUUCUGAAAAAAUUUACUUAAUUAUGGCUAGGUAUUGCUUAAGUGCAAUUCACAGGGAUCGGAUGGAAUCGUUGUGGAAUUCUCAAUCCCUUUGGGUUACCAAAUUGCUAAAAUGUUCGCUUUACAAAAUUAAAUAUUCUUGGAGCAUGCUAAGGUUUUACCUAGCUGAAGACUAUUUUUAUUACAAGCAUAAAUACUUUUGUUGAAUGUCUUGUCAAUUAAGGCGUAUUGUUAAAUACAUAUACCCACCUAGCUCAGGAUAAUACUUUCGUUUAUGUCUCAUCUAAGUCUCUUGACACUUCACCUUUCUCUUUUUUAUAUAGUAAUAUCAUCAAUUAAUGUUUCAUUCUCGAG
Messenger RNA from Schizosaccharomyces cryophilus OY26, 1924 nucleotides. Its product is annotated as atypical/ABC1/ABC1-B protein kinase. Gene Ontology annotation, cellular component: mitochondrial inner membrane. The transcript has 3 exons. NCBI's taxonomy places the organism in Eukaryota, Fungi, Ascomycota, Schizosaccharomycetes, Schizosaccharomycetales, Schizosaccharomycetaceae. The coding region runs from base 100 to 1776 and encodes 558 amino acids. The record is from RefSeq and is a predicted model, not a curated record. Gene Ontology annotation, biological process: lipid homeostasis; mitochondrion organization.